Molecule: messenger RNA, 1303 nt
Organism: Colias croceus (clouded yellow)
Lineage: Eukaryota; Metazoa; Arthropoda; Insecta; Lepidoptera; Pieridae
Gene: CPR36
Exons: 3
Coding region: 267-1169 (300 amino acids)
Cellular component (GO): chitin-based extracellular matrix
Molecular function (GO): structural constituent of chitin-based larval cuticle
Source: RefSeq, a predicted model, not a curated record
GGUUUGCAGUAAGUUUAUGUAAAUUGAUUAAGUAUAACAUCACUUCCGUGAUCUUAAUCUGGCUAUUAUGUUGUUGUCAUCAUGAAUAUUAUUACAUAAUAUUGUAAUAGAUGGAUAAAAAAUAAAGUUUUUAAUCUUGUUUGACUAGUGUUUCGACUCUAUACGAAGCCAUAGCAUACUGACUCAUCUUCAUUGUCAUUUCAAACGUGUAUUCGAUGCGUUGUACUGCUAUAAAUAAUUACCAAAUAAAUUAAUUAUUCAAAAUAAUGUUUGUGUGCAAAUUUGUUUUGCUUGGGACACUAAUUGUAAAUAUUGUUUUAAGUGAGGAAAUCGAUGAUGAUAUUCGUGUAAACGUGCAUCGGCCUAAACAGUUACCUACCUAUGCACACAAUCAUCCACCUCUGUUUGAUUCAACUGACGACAUUUUUGUUGGACAGAAAGAAGUAGUGCGAGUAGAAAAAUCACUAGAAUCGACGCAAGACCCCGUUGAUCGCAGUGAACCUGAAAUUGGUGCUGUAUAUUUAAAUAACCAGCCAGCCAGCGAGAAUUUAUCAAAUACCGCAAAUAAUAAAACAAGGAGACGAAAACUAAAAAGACGUCUGCAAAGCAAUAACAAUGCUACGCCUAACAAUGGUAUAACAAGAAGCAAUCUUAAAACAGAAAAUCUAAACAAAGUAAAUAUUAUUACUACUCCUACACCAGCAUUAUUAGAAACAGUUAAAACCACUCCAACACCUGGUCGUGAUGUAACACUUUUUCCGAAGCGUCCCAUAGAAGAUAGUAAAAGGAUAGAGUUUCAGAGGCAAUCUCGAAUUCGAGUCCCCGCUAUCAAAAUACUGGACUCUGAAAACUUUGUGUAUUCGCACACUGGCAACUUCCAUUACAGCUAUGAUUCAUCCGAUGGAACGAAGGUGUCUAGCAGAGGAAAGUUACGCAAUGUUAAGGAAGGCACUGGAGAAGUUGUAGAAGGGAAUGUUUUCUACACGGAUCAAGAAGGAAAUGACUUCAGUCUAUCGUACACCGCCGACGAGAAUGGAUAUAGACCAGUAGGCGCCCACCUUCCCACCCCGCCGCCAAUCCCGCCAGCAAUAGCUCGGGCCCUUCGCUACUUGGCGACUAAGAAACCCGAUGACGUCACUGAACUUCCAGAAAAGAAAACUCGAGUAUAAAAUAAACUACGGAUUAGAUAACGCAUAUGAAUUGCGCUUAAUAAUAGGAAGAAUAACAUUCUAAGGCUUUAAAUUAUGUAGCUUAGCUAACCUAUAUGAUAAGAAGUGAUACGUUAACUAAAAUAAAUAAAGUU